UAAAACCCUCAUACGCCAUUAUUAUUAUAUUUUAUUUCUGCGUUAUCACCAGCAGCAGCGAUGGGCCUCUUCUCUUGGUGGCGAGGCAAGCAACCCCAACCCGACAACAAACCCGCUCCGAAUCCGAAACCCACGGAGGUUCCCGGCAUGAACGGUGCCCUUGAGGUCCCUCGACCACCCGCGGCCGCUAACAUCACCGUCUUCGAGUUUGGCUCCGUCGCUGCUUCGUCCGAUAAGGUCACACUUGCCGGAUACUGUCCCGUCUCCGACGAUCUCGAGCCUUGCCGUUGGGAGAUCUUGCCGGCUACUGGGUCUGACGCGCCACAGUUUCGCGUCGUCUUUUGAGCAACAUCAGCAGUGGUACUUACUGUUUAAGCCCCAAAAAAAAAAAAAAAAAGUAUCAAAGACUCUGGCUUUAUAUGAGCUUUUGCUUUUUAAGUAGGAAAAUUUCAAAAGGGUUUUGUUUGAAUUCCCCCCAAAAAAAAAAAAAGAAAAGAAAAAAUUUGAGUUUGAGAUAUAAAUUUGUUGAAACAAAAAAUUGGAUUUUUACUUGCUAUUUUCCAAGAGUAGAAUUGUGUUUU
Messenger RNA from Ziziphus jujuba (common jujube), 581 nucleotides. RefSeq lists its product as uncharacterized. The record is from RefSeq and is a predicted model, not a curated record. The coding region runs from base 61 to 345 and encodes 94 amino acids. The transcript has a single exon. Lineage: Eukaryota; Viridiplantae; Streptophyta; Magnoliopsida; Rosales; Rhamnaceae.